AUGGCGUCGGAGCAAGAAUCAAGCGUCCUGCAUCAAAAUUUGUCCAUGGAGGCCAGAACGGACACAACAAGCUCGCCGUUCUAUCUCCAUCCAUCUGAUAAUCCGGGAUUGAUUCUUGUCUCUGAUCUACUCACUGGUGAUAAUUUUCACACCUGGCAACGAGCAAUGAAGACCGGACUUAGAGCUAAGAACAAAUACAAGUUUGUCGAUGGUUCAUUGCCACGACCACUGUCAUCCUCACCAGAAGAAGAGAUUUGGGACAAAUGUAACUCAAUGGUCAUUUCUUGGAUCCUAAACUCAGAAGAAAAGGAAAUCCACCACAGCAUAGCCUUCAUUGAAUCUGCAGAGGAAAUCUGGCGUGAGUUGCAAGAAAGGUUUGGCCAGAGUGAUGUUCUACGCAUUUAUCAACUUGAGCGAGAUCUUGCCUUGCUUCAGCAAGGAGAUCUCUCUGUAGCUACAUACUUUACAAGGUUGAAAAUUCUCUAG
Messenger RNA from Nelumbo nucifera (sacred lotus), 486 nucleotides. RefSeq lists its product as uncharacterized. The record is from RefSeq and is a predicted model, not a curated record. Lineage: Eukaryota; Viridiplantae; Streptophyta; Magnoliopsida; Proteales; Nelumbonaceae.